AUGACCGCCGCUUGCCAUUUUACCAGACAACGGCUGGAACACUUCGUGUACCUAUAUUACUUGUACCUCUACUUCCUGUACCGCUACCUCCUGUACCUCUACCUCCUGUACCUCUACUUCCCGUACCUCUACUUCCUGUACCGCUACCUCCUGUACCGCUACCUCCUGUACCUCUACCUCCUGUACCUCUACUUCCCGUACCUCUACUUCCGUACCUCUACUUCCCGUACCGCUACUACUUGUACCUCUACUUCCUGUACCGCUACCUCCUGUACCUCUACCUCCUGUACCUCUACCUCCUGUACCUCUACUUCCCGUACCUCUACUUCCGUACCUCUACUUCCCGUACCGCUACUUCCUGUACCUCUACCUCCCGUACCUCUACUUCAUGUACCUCUACUUCCUGUACUGCUACUUCCUGUACCACUACUUCCUGUACCUCUACUACUUGUACCUCUACUACUUGUACCUCUACUUCCUGUACCUCUACCUCUACCUCCUGUACCUCUUCUACUUGUCUUUUCUGUCAUUCUUUUCUUUUUUUCUCUUCAUCUUCUUUCCUUCAUGAGUACCGAUAGGUAGAAGCACCGAAUAUAUUUCCAUCUUAUUGUGAACACCUCUCAAUCACAUUCAGUAGAAAGAACGUGUGUCUGGCUCAGAGAGUGCAGUAGUGAGCAGUCUCCCUGCCUGCUGUGUUGAGGUACAGAGAGUGCCAGCUUUCUAAGGCUACUGUGGUGUUGAGGGACUGUGUGGGCGUUCACUCUCUCGCUCUCUGCAGUGAGUAAACUCUCCUUUUGAAAUGCAGUGGGUAGGUAGGCACAGAGCAAAUUUCUAUCUCUAUCUUUCACACACACACACACACACACACAAAUGUGUGCGCACACACGAUCACUCUCAUUCUCUCUAUAUGGUCUGUCUUGUGGUAAAGGAUAGAAAUAUUGUCUUUCUCAUUUCUCUAGACAGAGAGAGAGAGAGAGAGAGAAGGAGGGAGGGAGGGAGGGAGGGAGGGAGGGAGGGAGAGAAGGAGGGAGGAAGAGGGAGGGAGGGAGAGAAGGAGGGAGGGAGGAAGAGAGAGGGAGGGAGGGGGAGAGCGGGAGGGAGAGAGAGCGAGGGAGAGAGCGAGGGAGAGGUGGAGAGAGAGGGAGAGAAGUAAGGAAGGAAGGAAGGAAGGAGAGAGAGGGGGAGCAAGAGCAGACAGACAGAAGUCACAUCACAGACAGGCAUUAUUGCUGAAAGCAAGCAUAUUGGGCUGAGGCGAUGCUUCCCCUCCCUUCCGUUCCCCUUAAGCGGUGCAGUACAGCAGUAAACAUUGAUCCUCUACUGAAAAGCUCUAUUCCCAUUGGGCGUCCUGCUCCAUCUCCCCUCCUGAUCCCAGAUCUGCUGACUGGACCUGGGGCACCAGGCGUCCAAUUUGCCUGACACACCUAGGCUCUAAGGAGCUUGGACUCAAACAAGCCGUGCAAGCAAAGCUCAGUUUCAUGGAGGCUACAGCUCUGACUUUUUUGACGUAGAGUUCCAUACUGAAAUUCUCCCAGAGGAAACGAUAUGAUUAGGUUUGUCACCAUGCUGGCUUGGCGCCGUUCUCCUGAUAUGUGUUGCAGCUAUUCUUGAUUUUAUUUGUGUAUUGUGUUAGCUUUUAAAGGAAUAAAAAACAUGCCUCAAGCUUUAACAAAGAUAAUCAUAAAUUCCAACACUCCAACGAGGGACAAAAUCCAAAUCCAGUGAGAGACAAAACACCAUAGUGGGCUGCAGUGGCGGCUCCUGAACAAAUUCUCAGGGAGGGCAAUUUUUCUGAUGAUUUAGGUGACCUACACACAUUUUUAAAAAGAUAUGUCCAGCAACAACAUGAAGACAGGGGCAGCAUAUAAGUCAAUACCAGAAGCAUUUAUUGACUGAUCUCAAAAGUGUUGGCUUACAAAAGCAAAAUAAGUUAUCACAGUAAAAAUAAUCAAGGGUGUUCUUUCACAUUCCUCAACACUGCAUAAACAAUAUGCAUUUCCAUAAACAAAUGAAAUAUCAGCUGAAAAUACAGCAUCUUGGUAUUUGUUCAGAUUGCAGGAUCAACAAGAGCUUUUACCACAUUUUUUGAUAUCUGUUUAAUCUUACCUUAUGGCCUGCACUUGCUUGUGAAGCUGUCGAGGGCACGUUUGAUAGAGACAGCAUCGAUGUCCUUCUUCUGUAGCUUCUGGUACAGAAUGUCGACGUGGGGCAUGAUUUUGUGAAAAAGCCGCAGGAAAAAAAUUAAAUCUUCAUCAUGUAGUAUCCUCACGUAGCCAGCUGCCUCUCUCAAGGUGUGCUGGUCAAAUGAACCCAAUGAACCCGUCCGGAUGGCUUCAAAACAUUAUAUGAGGUCGUCUCGAUUCUCGUAGACAGUGUUCACGACUCUGCUGUUGCUAACCUCAUCGUUGUGGCGGCGGACAGCUAGCCUGUAUCCCUCAUCCAGUUGAGUGGCAAUAUUCACUCUCCCAAAAGCAGACAAUCUCAAACAGCUAUAUGUGGGUCUUUGACAGCUAAUUUUUCUUAAUCUUUUCUGAAAGAUGGUGCAUGUCGGUUACACCAGUCGCUGUCCAAGCGGUGCUGUCUGCUGUGCCGCCUUCAGGGUGGAAGAGUAAGCAGGGGUAGCAAAAAACUGCAUUAGCUACAUCGCAGCCUGCUAGCCAGGUUUUCCGUUCAUACCAAUUUUUGGAAAAUCCUCGGGUGUAGGACUUCCCCCCUUUAGUAGACAGCUGUUGAAUUAUUAAAUUUGGUCUGGGAGGUCCUAAUUGUUUCGUUGCCAAUUUAUCUUCAUUUGUUCGCCGACAAAAAGGAACUUCUUUCAAAGACACAAUCGAGUUGGACUGAAGCCUAGCCAUUUUGAUAGUAGUAGUGAAUUGAUUGAGGCUGCUACCUGGUCUUUUCUUAGUUACGUUCAUUCGUGGUUACGUUAUGUAUGACGAAAGCGCGUAAGUGCAAGCCCACAGACACCCAUAGAGAAUGUAUUGAAAGCUUUGAAAUGUGACAAAAAUAGAUUUUACAUGGGAGUCUAUGACAGACUUCUGGGCGAUUUUCAACCUGACUGAAAUCGCCCAAAAAACGGGCGGGGCCAUUUGAAGCACGACUUUAGCCUGAUUUGACAUUUAGUGGCUGGCAGAUCAGACGUGAACACUGAUAACUGCUGUUGCCGUGAUAUAAUUUUUUAUAAAUUUAUAAAAAAAAAAUAUUUUUUUUUAUUUAAUUUUUUUUUAAAUAAUUGAUUAGAAAAAAAAUCCCUUCCUUUUCCCGUUUGGCAGUGCGUCGCCCAUAUCGCCCUAUUGAACAAGCCGUCCCUGGUGGGCUGAGAGUUCUGAAUACAUAACCAUCAUAACCGCCACGUCACUAGGAAAUCCGUUGUCCAAACAUAAUCCUGUGUACAUAUUUUACAUAUGUUUUAGCGCUCAACAUUCACUUGAAGAGGCAUAUCAAUGGGGUUGUUGUUUUAAAAUAAGCUGGUUGCAACUAUCCCGUAGCCCCAAACUGCCUACUAGCAGUUCUCAAAUCCACCCUAAGCUGAGAGUAAAUCUCCAGGCCCACUUCCUCACCAUGAAGACUGACUGAAAGGCCGAAAGGCAAGCAGUGGUUUGUUCGAUAGACACACCAAUUUGACACCAAAUUAGUUUUUUUUAGAGUUACUUUUUUUUAGGGGAAUUGCUAUCUCUGUCAGCUUCCUGAACUCUGAAGGAUUCGGAAGGACAGUGUCCUGAAAUAAUUUGUGAGAUGGGAAAGAAUGUUCUUUCUCUUUCACUGGGUUUUCUCACCUUGAACGAUGGUAUCAUGGUAUCACUUGUCAUUGUGUUAAAGGUCACGAUGACAGUUAUUUUUCAUAAUACCUGUCCCCUGGUUGUCUAUUUGACCCCAUGACCCUGUCUUGGGUUGUCAUGAAGAUGGAUGACAUGUCACUGUGCAUCAACUCAUUGGUGACCUGAAACCUGACAACCUCGGGCCUUUUGUGAUGUCAUAACAAGAAUAUUGACAAGUGAUGACAAGCUUUAUUUUUUGUCAUACAGUGAAAAUGCCCAAUUUGUUACUGGCUGUGUAGGCUGUAGAUUAGUUGUGGUUACACAAGCACAACAUUGUGGAUGCAAUUAGUAUUCAUUACCAACUUCUUAUCAUUUGUAUCCUGCGGCCUCAUGCAAUUCACUUCCCUAAAUCUUAAUUAUUUUAUGAGAGAAGUCAAAACAAGGUUCUAUGGAUUACUUUUUUAAUUUUUUUUAUGACUGUUCCGUCUCCCCUCGCUGCCUCUUACGUAAUAGUCAAACAAACUCCCUAGUAGCCUACAUAGAAAUAGAAUGGAAUAAGGGGAAAAUUAAGAGAUGGUUUUUAUGAAAUGUCGUAAAAUGGGAGUGAAAGAGAUGGUUUGAUCAGGAGAGACGGAGGUGAGAUAUUUAUUGGAAGUGUUUCUAUGACCUUUGACCCACACAGUGCCUCUAUAAGCCCCCUGGGUGGCAGUGGUGAUGUCAUGGUUGGCACAGUGUGGGCAUCCCAGGCCUCUAGGAGACGAUUGCCAGAGCGCCAAUCCCGUACUGUUGCCCUUUUCUGGCUGUCUGUCGUCAGUCAGUCAGUCAGUCAGUCUGUCUGGCUGUCAGUCUCGCUGUCUGUUUGUCUGGCUGUAUGUUAGUCGGUCUCUGACUGUCUUGACAUUCUUGACUGUCUGUUGUCUGUCUGUCUGGCUGUCUCUGACUGUAUAGUUAUGUAUCUCUCCACUCUCUUUACUGUCUGCCUGUCUGUCUGUCUCUGACUGUAUAGUUAUGUAUCUCUCCACUCUCUUUACUGUCUGCCUGUCUGUCUGUCUCUGACUGUAUAGUUAUGUAUCUCUCCACUCUCCCUCCCGCCCGCCCGCCCGUCCGCCCGUCUGUCCGUCCGUCCGUCCGUCCUUCCGUCCGUCCGUCCGUCCGUCCUCUUUACUGCCUGUCUGCCUGUCCUAACUAUCUCUCCAUCCUUAUACUCUCUCUUGGUUUCAUUAUUUUACUGCUGUGCCCUCUAUCUCUCCUUGUCUCUCUGUUUUGAUACUGAUGAAGGUAAAUACACUUAGUUUGAUCCUUUCAUUUGUUGUAUAUUAUUAUAGCAUAUCCUUCCUCACUGGUCAGAGAUGAUUGGCAUGUGAGAGCAGUAUGACGCCAGCCCAGCCUAUAUGGUAUAUCCAACUAUUAGCUUCCUGGAGUUUAUUCUGUCUUAUCCGUGCAGUAAGGUAAGGAGCCUUACAUGCCAACUAAACCGGGCACGCGCGUGAGUCCUGUGUGCACAAUCGCGCGCAUGUUGAUUUUGCCCAUCCACACCAGACGCAAUCAGGACACGGAGGUUGAAAUAAUAAAACAACGAAACUCUGAACCAACUAUAUUAAUUUGGGGACAGGUCGAAACACAUGAAACAUUCAUGGACAUUUAAGAUAGCUAGCUAGCUUGCUGUUGCUAGGUAAUUUGUCCUGGGAUAUAAACAUUGGGUUGUUAUUUUACCUGAAAUAAGUCAUUUUUUCUGGAUUUUUGUAGAAUUUGUACCGAUUUUGAGUCACACAAAAUCGUGUGUUCUCUGCUCCGACAAUUAAUCCACAGAUAACAGGGGAAACCUAGUUAGUUUCUAGUAAUCUCUCCUCCUUCAGUCUUCUUCUUCUGUGGACUUUAUAUGGCAGUUGGCAACCAACUUUAAGGUGCAUUACCACCACCAACUGGACUGGAGUGUGGACCUCAGUUCAUCUUUCAAUCACCCACGUGGGUAUAUGCUCCUAAAAGCCAAUGAGGAGAUGGGAGAGGCGGGACUUGCAGCGCGUCACGCGUCAAAAAUAGAACCAAGUUCUAUUUUAGCGCCUGGCUACGCAGACGCUCGUGAGCAGUUUGGAUGAAAUGAUUGAAUAACAUGUAUGUGUACAUUUAUUUUGCAACGCUCGUGCAUUAGAAACACUAAUUUUCCGUUGUCCAUUCGCGUGCCCUUAUGAACACGCCCACUACCCAGUUAAGGGUCUGAGAUUGGGACAGAUUAGGACAGUUUGGGACAGAUUUGGAUAGCUUGGAACUCGAAAGCCCAGCUGUGAUUAACGUAGAGAGGGUUUCACUGGCUUAGCAGCAGAAACAUCCAGCGCUGCCAAAUCACAGGAUUACGGCCAGGAACUGGGACAUAUACUUCCUGUUCGGCUUUAAGGUGCAAGGUGGCGAGCCAAUCGACACCCAAGAAAUGGUUGGCUGGUGUUAGGAUCGUGCUUGUUUAGGAGAAACAGUGGAUGGCUGUCUGUACCUUACUCUAAGUCCUUGAUAGACUGUCAGUCACAGCUGCCUUAGCAAGGUCAUAGGAGAUGCUAAAAUAUAUCUUAUUUAUUUUCAGGACAAGAUGUCCCAAAAGUUAAAAGCCAAAGGUUUUUAAGUUCAGGAGAGUGCAACAUUACCUUCAGUAACAUUUAGAUGUAACGUAGAGAUGUGUUUUGUGGAACCGACAUGUUUCUCAAUCAUGUUGAGUAAAUAUUUGGGUCAGCUUUAUGCAAUAGAUUUAUAUGGUCUGUCUAUAUGGUCUUUCCACUGAAUAAGGGUGUAUAGAGACAUUUGAGGUGAUAAAGCUAGAAUCCUUAAUUUUUCAAGGCGAACUCGUGCUCCUAAAUAGAAAUUCCAGGUCGCACAGCAAAAUAUUUAGGCGCAUAUGCAAGUAAAAUGUCCGCCCUCUAGAGCCCUGUUAGCUUUGUGCAGAUAUUAUACAUCAGUGGUUCAGCAUCUGAUAAGGAAGCCUACAUGAAAGUGGACUUUCACUUGAAAUGUAAUACUUGGUGGUCUGUGAAGGUUGCGUAAUGACCUUUUGGCUAUUGCCUUGUCUUGCUGACUUAUAGUAAAGAUAAUGGUCCUUUGUCCUCAGAAGGGAAUUAAGUCACAUUAGCGAAAUUAGAUUAGUGGCGCUAACCCUGUUUUGAUGUGCCUCUUUACCUUUGGUUACCGCGAUGGACGGCUUUCGAUAAGAUGGCCCGGCAGGCAUCAAGUUAAAAUUAUCUUCUUACUUUUCCCUGUUGGGUGCCGGUGUUGCGUAAAAGCCCACCUUGUCACCUUGUCUCAACGAGUUAAGAGUGACUGGAGUAAACAAGAGAUGACAUCAUCAGGUCACCGUUGUCAGGUGUAGCUCUCAGAGCUUUAUCUAAACGCCUCGUGGGGUGCCAUGAUGGCCCGAUACAAGCCAAUCAGUCUCUCAUCCAUACCCUACUCACACUACUGAGCCGAACCAGGCCCAAGCCCAGCUGUAUUUGGCACGGUAGUGUGAAAAGGGUACCAGAGAGUUUGAAUAUAUGCAGGCUUAUGAAGUCUCGUCUAAAGAGAAUGCAUCAGAUCUCUAUCAGGUACCAGAUCUAUGCAGGUUUGUAUAUUUUUCUGUGUUUGGAUAGAGGAUCUUAGCCCAAACACAGGCUACUGCAUGAGACUGUAUCUGUAUCUGUAUCUAAUGCUCUUGAUAAGAGUAGGUACAUAUCUAACCAUUAUGUAGUUAUGGGGGAUCUGUAGGUACAUAUCUAACCAUUAUGUAGUUAUGGGGGAUCUGUAGGUACAUAUCUAACCAUUAUGUAGUUAUGGGGGAUCUGUAGGUACAUAUCUAACUAGUAUCUAGUAACGGAGAAAUGCAAAACUGACCCUAGAUCAACUGUGUCCUACGCCGUACCUCACAUUCUGACAACUCUGUGCAACGUGUUUUAUCAUUACGAGAAGCACGUCGGAUGCCGAGCAUCUAACAUUGAUUCAACAUCGUCUCAGGUCUAGCUCAGCUGCAGCUGGUACAGCUGGCUACACUGAGACAGAGUUAGAUGCUGCCUCUGAAGACCAAAAGCCAGACAAUUUUAGAUGCCUUCUUUUUAAAUUCCUUGAACAUCCUCACAGUCCCUGACUGUGCUAAAUGUGGAGCAGGCUAUGUGGAGCAGGCUAUGUGGAGCAGUGCAGCGGCUGAGCCGUGGUCGAGCUGCUUUUAAACAGAGUGCUCUCAUUUCCAGAGUUCAGAUGCAGGUAUUUAUAUCAAGCAGGUCAGCUGAGGUAAAGGAGGACCGAGGAGAGUAACAGCGAGUUCUGUCUGAAAAACAACCUUCUGUCCUCCGGGUCCUGGAGUGCUGUAUGGAGAGCCAAGUCAAGUCGAGUCUGGAGAUAAGAGUUUAGUUCCUCCUUAGGUUCUUAAGUCAAUCGCUGACCAAGCGGACGUGAUCCAACGUCAACAGUGUUGCUUUAGUAUCUGCUCUUGUUUCACUGGAUUCCCAUUCAAGUUCUUGUGAAUGUGAGUGUCUGUGGGUGGUUUGGGUCUUUGAGAUUAUGUGUGGGUGAGUUCAUAUGGGAUUUUAUUAUGUGUAUCAUCAAGAAGUCAGUACCACCCUUGUACAGAGAAGUGAGGACACAAGUUAAUGAUAUGGUAAUGUCCUCCUCUGUGAUCCUCUUUGAUCAUGGGGAAACAAGCCUAUUGCUGAAUGUGUGAUGGAGGCUGCUUUCAGAUGUUAACAGCUUCUGAAUACUUUUUUUUGUACAUGUCAGGAAAUGACGCAGAAGUGAGGUGAUAGAAAAUCCUUUGCUGAAAUUAGAGCAGUCUGAGGAUAUUGAGCAGGAAACUCAACCACCAAAUGCAUUUGUUCAGCCUUAGCCUCUUUUUAAGACUGGAGUUUCGACAUGCCUUUGGUGGGAUGUGAGUUACCGUGAAGUGGGAUGCUUUCGCUGUUUCUGGGAUGCUAGUUAAAAGAAAAGCCAGAGUGAUGAAUAGAGGAGGGGAACUUGGCUGAACAUCCUGCUCUUCAAAAGGACUGUUUAAACAAAAUGGCAAAGCUGGGAAACAGAGCUGUCUGACGUGUACUGAUGAUUAAGUUUGACGUGUUUAUAUUACUAAACAUGACUUAAUCAUGGUGGACUACAUCACUGAGUGUAGUCUUUGUAUAUACUCUCCUUUUUUUAUUUAUUUUUAAGUUUAUGAAUAAUUUACACUGAUGUCUGUACAUUUAACUCCAAAUAUAUUUACUUAAUGUACCAUUGACAUUCUACUCUGCACCGUUGUACAGUAUUAGCAUUGCUGCUACUUACGGUGUGGUCUCCUUCACAGUCCUGUUGAAUGUUAUAUAACGAACUAAACCUUCCUUCUUAACUUCCUGCUGUUUUAGCAAACUUUUUCUUUCGGAAUAUACUGUAGGACCAGAGAGUUACGUAACCAACUUUGUUACCACUAGAUGCUUUCUGGCUGAGAAGUGAGAGCAAUGGUAGCCUGUUUGACGGGCUUGAUUCAAUCCGUAGCGCAGAAGAUCAGGGGUGUAGCGCGAUUGACAUUCAAAGGCAAUGUUUCCGCGUUCGCUGAGACUGCAAUCACGGUAAAUGCUGCAUAUGUCAAUUCAAUUGAAAAAAUUACCUUUACAUUUCAACUGCGCUACAACUACAGCUGGGAAUUGUCAGGGACCUCACGAUACCAUAGGUGCCGAUACGAUAUGCAUUGAGAUUUGAUGUUCCAAACAUAUUGCUCACCAUAUGUCUGCUGCAGAGAGACAAGAGAGAGACAUGAGAAAACACAUUUUGAUCAGUCAUGGAAAUAAAAAAGUGAUGAAAGCAUGUUAGUUUACAAUUAUUAUUAUUUUUUUAUGGAGAACAAGCUAUAGGAUGAAAAAUACUGGAGUUUUAGCGCAGAUACAGCCGACUAGCACUAGCUAACGCUACCUACUUUAAUUGUUUUUUUACAAACCGAUACUUGGAGUCAAAUAUCGAUAUAAUAUCAUCCCAAAAAUUAUAUUGCAAUGUAUAACUAUCUAUUUUCUCCGCAUCGCUAGCUACAACACAGAUCUUCUGCGCUACGGAUUGAAUCGAGCCUUAAGUCUCUCCCGUAGGGUAUUAUUCCCCCUGUCUACCUACUGCGCAGUAUAGACUAUUCUAGAAAGUCGUUGAUAACUUUUCUCUAAUGCUACUUGCUGCAAACUCAUUUCAGUAAGGAUAGGAUUACUGGAGUUUUCCUAUUAUAAUUCUGAGUGUGGAUUUGCAGGCAUGUCUUUGGGCUGGUUUACUUCAGAAAAUGUGGGGGUGGAAUUGAGCUUCUCGGUUCAUUAGCAUGAGCUGGUUCCUCAGAGAUUACCACAAAUUCUAGUUCCACUUUAACCCUUCAGAUACCAAUAUUGACCCAUUAGAUACCAGUUCUGAUGUGCUUCAAUUCAACAACCCCAUUUUAGAGUUGGUGUGAGACAGGGACACACAUCAUUACCAUUUUAGAGUUGGUAACUGGUGAGGGAUGUGCACGUGAUACCACUCCACUGAACUGGUAUGGGAUACCCAUUUACAGUCAGUAGGGAUGCUAAUUACCGUACUCUUAGUCUUAACAACAUCAGGGAGUUAUUAGGCUGGUCCCAGAUCUGUUUGUGCUGUAAAGCUCCUGUGGUCAUGGUGAUGCAUGACAAUGAUCCUAGGAGAUAAUGACCACAGGAGAUAUACGACACAAAUAGAUCUGGGGCCAGCCUAAUGAGUUCUACUGUUGUUGUUUCUCUUACAUUGGCAGACUGACCAGCCCUUGACUGACACAGACUCUCUUUGUUCAUUGAGUAUAACACUGUACCAGUUUGCGACGUCAGAGAGGGGUCAUCCUUAAGGGACAAGCAAGCUGACGCAAUCUCCUCUGUUUGACCUGAGAGAGCACAUCAGGAGGGUGAAGGGACAUGCUGACGUCUCUCCUCUUAUUCUUAUCUCUCUAGGUCUGAUAUAUAUCAUCUUUGCUCACGUAUUCUACUAGGCCCAUGUUUUGUAUAUUCCCCAACGUCCCAAUUGUAUCAUUGUUACAGACUAUUCUGUACUCCCUUACCGCUUCUGGAAGACAUCAAAACAAAGUGAUGGAGCACCAUGCGGUGACAUUUCUACCCCACAGUCUGUGGGCAGCUAGGCUGAAGUGGGCCAACACUCAUCAACCGCUCUUCCAGUAGGCUCUGAUGAACAGGGGUUCUCUCAUGGUAGCUCGCUGCGCAUCUAUAGUUGGCCUAUGCAGUACAACUUACAGUAGCUGUCCCUCUCGCAGUGUGCCUGGUCCCAGAUCUGUUUAUGUUUUCUAACCAGCUCCUACGGUUAUUGACAUGACAGAACAAACAGAUCAGGGACCAGACUAACAGUUUGCUGAUUCCUGCAGCUAAUAGCAGCACUUGGUCAGUUCUGUAGCAGUGGCCAGGUCACCUGAAGCCCCAGGUCCAAUCUCCUUUCCUCUCUCACAGACUAAUGCUGCAUUGCAUCUCACAGAAAUAAAACACAAGAGGCCAAGUCAGGGUAACGAUGAGAGAUUUGGUCAAUUUCCAAGGCAACGGCAACCAAAUGAGCCGUGUCCUGUGGUCGGAGUGCUUUUGUUCCGAAAUGCCUCUGAAUUGUUACCACGACGUCCAGAAAUGUUAAUAUUCCUUUUUUUAUUUCAUGCCUGUGCUGGUCGGUUUCCACUCUCCAAGUUCUAUUAGCGUUCAGUAGUAAUUACUACUAAUAAGAGGGGACAGAACACCUGGCUCAAGAAUGUCUGUUCAUCAGUGGUGUAAUGAUAUAGCCAGCAUCCUCAUCUAAGAGUAACAAAGCUUACUUUAUCAUUGACAAUGAAAGCUCAUUAUCAUCUCAACCAUUCAGAAGAGGUUUCACUUGGUUUUGUAUCAGCCAAUUAUUCUGUUCCUCAUGGGUCAACUGACUGACUGACCCCAACCAAUCACAGCAUCGCCCUGAUGAUCACUUAAUUUACACGUCUAUUUUUAUUAAUUUGUUUACAUCAAUAUGCAUAAUACCUGUGACGUGGGGGGGUAGCUAUUCAAAUGCACAUUUUCUAUUUUGGAAAUGGAUCGAAAGUAUCCAUCUUGAUUUUGGAUCAAAAGAAUCCAUCCUGAUUUUGGAUCAAAAGAAUCCAUCCUGAUUUUGGAUCAAAAGUAUCCAUUCUGAUUUUGGAUCAAAAGUACCCAUCUUGAUUUUGGAUCAAAAGUACCCAUCUUGAUUUUGGAUCAAAAGAAUCCAUCUUGAUUUUGGAUCAAAAGAAUCCAUCUUGAUUUUGGAUCAAAAGUAUCCAUCCUGAUUUUGGAUCAAAAGUAUCCAUCCUGAUUUUGGAUCAAAAGUAUCCAUCCUGAUUUUGGAUCAAAAGUAUCCAUCCUGAUUUUGGAUCAAAAGAAUCCAUCUUGAUUUUGGAUCAAAAGUAUCCAUCCUGAUUUUGGAUCAAAAGUAUCCAUCCUGAUUUUGGAUCAAAAUAAUCCAUCCUGAUUUUGGAUCAAAAGUAUCCAUCUUGAUUUUGGAUCAAAAGUAUCCACCGUCUGUCAUAUCAGGUUGUCCUUCUCACCACCUAAGCCUGUUGGCCUACAUUUUAUCCCCUAAUGUAGGGAUCUAUUCAAUCCGUAGCGCUGAAGAUCCGCUUUGUAGCGCGAUUGUCAAUUAAAGGCAACGUUCCCGCGGUCGCGGAGGCUGCAUUCACGGUAAACGCUGCAUAUGUCGGCUCAAUAGGAAAUUCCCUUUACAUUUUACCUCUGAUCUUCCGCGAUACGGCUUGAAUCCAGGCCUUCAUCUUUUACCCUGACUCACCUCAGUCUAUAAUCCAGUAAUCACUACCUUGCAGGUGGCCGGCAACAUGAAGCCGACACUCUGUAGAGGUCUUUCACAGCAAACGGAUUACAGUGCAUAUACCAAAAUGUCGCAGCCUGGAAAACUCAGGGGAUGUAUAGGAAUCCUUAUUAGUCUGCAUUGGUCCUUAAAACAAAAGGGAAUGAAAUGCUUAUCAUCACACUUUUGAACUUAAUGGGUAGAAAUGCUGACAUAAUUAUAUCCAAUCGGCACAGGGACAUUCAGCAUCAUAUAUACUGAGUAGCCUUGUAUUCUGUAUUAUAUUUGCCCUCUUUGUCGGUGACUUCACACCCAAUUAUGUCAGUUCUCUACAUUGUUCUCAGUGUCUAAGAUAUUGACCUGAAAACCAUAUGCUCGCAGCCCUUGUGAUGGUGAUUGCCAAACAUUCUGAAAUACUGGGCCACAUAUGUUACAAAGCCAUGCAAUUCUAGCAUGUAAAUAACAUUUUAUUUAUAUAUUUAUUAUUCCCUUGCAUUACAAUACCAAUAGCUGUUCUCAACUUUGUUCUGUUCUAAGAAGCUCUGACUUCAAGCCGCAGCCAGUAGACAUUGGUGACCUAUUUCCUAUUCCAACUUUUGUUCUUGCCUUGACGCACUGUCUCUAUAAGUGUCUGGCCCACAUACAGGCACCAUGCAGUACACAGGACUAAAUCUCCCUGACUCAAAGACUGGAUACUCUCCAGCAGGAUGUCUUUGGGGCAGACUGUUCAGACUCUGCCAAGAUUCUUAGUAGCCUCUUAAGUUGUUGACCUGUGCCAAUGUUGCUUACAUCUAGAAGGAUUUGAAAGCAAGCACAGGAAAGAUAUUGACAAAAACACGUACUCUCUCCUCAUGUUGUUCGAUGUUCUUGCCCCUGUAGGACAACGGACUCUCCACCACAAAAGUGAUGUCCUAGAGACUGUGGUGUUAGUCAACCCAUCUGAGGAUACGGUUGCUUCAGAGGUGCGUUUCUAGAUUGAAAAUACAUUUAGGAAAAUCUGGUCUUGUGCUUCAUUUAGACCUAUCAAUCAUUAUAUGUAUUUUUAAACAUUAAUUGUCAUGAAGAUUUAGAAUCUCAUGCAUAAAAAUAAAAAAAUCCUGAAAGAAAACAAUUUUCUCUCACUGUGAUAUAAGUGGCAUACCAUAAUGGCUUAAUGAAAUUGUAAAACAUUUGAUUAAAUUCAGAGCUUAACCAAGUGUUUCCCAACUCCGGUCCUCCAGUACCUCCAACAGCACACGUUUUUGUUGUAGCCCCUGACAAGCACGCCGGAUUCAACUGUCAACUAAUCGUUAAGCCCUCAAUGAGUUGAAUCAGGUGAGUUUGUCCGGGGCUACAACAUAAAUGUGGUCCUCUGUAGCUCAGCUGGUAGAGCACGGCGCUUGUAACGCCAAGGUAAUGGGUUCGAUCCCCGGGACCACCCAUACACAAAAAUGUAUGCACGCAUGACUGUAAGUCGCUUUGGAUAAAAGCGUCUGCUAAAUGGCAUAUUAUUAUUAUUAUUAUUAUAAAUGUGUGCUGUUAGGGGUACUGGAGGACCGGAGUUGGGAACCACUGCCCUAACCCAUAUAAAAAUAUAAAAGUAAUAUUGUCUUUAUCCUGUGCUGUGUCCUAUAAUUAUCCUCUGUCUUGCUCUCUUCCCCAGAUCCAGUCUCUAGUCACAGACUCAGCAGGACACAAGCUCCUGGUCCUGAGUGGGCAGCACGCAGACCACGGUGACCUGCUUCUCCAAAGUGGGGUUUUCACCUAUCAGAGCUUCUCACGAGUCGUAGCUGAUCCUGGGGUAAGCUUUUACUGUUCAGAACAGCCUUUUCUGGCAUUGUUGACUCUAGUCUGUAGCACUGAAAAGCUUAUGUAAAAAAUAAAUAAAUGAAGAUUAGAUUACCAAUGAAAAAACAAAUCUUAAAUAUUACUCCCAUGAACUGGAAUUGUGGAUGAAAAUCAUAGCAGCAAUGUCAUUGAGCAAUUUUUAUACAUCAGCACUGACCUUGGGGCUUGUCUCUGUCUGUCAUUCUCCUGUAGGUCAGUGAUUUGCUGGGCGAAGCGGCCCCCGAGCAGCGGGCCACACUCACUGUAUCCUGCCGUGCGGAGGUGGGCUGGAGCUCCCUGGGGCAGCAGCAGUACUUACGGGAGUUCCUGGAGUACAGACUGAACCCUGAGCCUGUGCUCCCCAAGAUGGAGGGAGUCACAGAGUUCACAGAGUACAUCUCUGAGACAGUAGACGUGCCUUCGCCCUUUGACCUCCUGGAGCCGCCCACAUCUGGAGGCUUCCUGAAACUGUCCAGGCCCUGCUGCUAUGUCUUCCCCGGGGGGAGGGGCGACUCAGCCCUGUUUGCAGUCAACGGCUUCAACAUCCUAGUGGAUGGAGGCUCUGAAAGGAAAUCAUGCUUCUGGAAGCUGGUCAGACACUUGGACCGCAUCGACUCGAUUCUACUCACUCACAUCGGUGCAGACAAUCUGCCAGGCAUCAACGGGCUCCUUCAGAGGAAAAUAGCAGAGCAGGAGGAGGAGCAGUCACAAGGUUCCACCAGCUACAACGACUGGAUGAAGAACCUGAUCUCUCCAGAGCUUGGUGUGAUCUUCUUCAAUGUACCCGAGAAGCUACGUAUGCCAGAAUCAAACCUAAAGGUCAAGCGCAGCAUCGAGGAGGCCUCACUCACGUUGCAGUACCUCAACAAACUGGGAAUCAAGCCAGAGCCUCUCUGUAGACUGGUCAGCAACCCUAUUGAGCCCUUCACUCUUUUUCAUAAGAUGGGAGUGGGCAAGUUAGACAUGUAUGUUCUGAACCCCGUCAAGGACAGUAAGGAGAUGCAGUUUCUCAUGCAGAAGUGGGCGGGUAACAGCAAGGCCAAAACUGGCAUCGUGCUGCCCAAUGGAAAAGAGGGAGAAAUAUCCGUACCUUACCUGACAUCAGUUACAGCAUUAGUCGUCUGGCUUCCUGCCAAUCCUGCAGAAAAGAUUGUCAGAGUGCUGUUCCCUGGAAACGCACCACAAAACAAAAUCCUGGAGGGGCUAGAGAAAUUAAAGCACCUUGACUUCUUGCGAUACCCAGUAGCCACACAAAAAGACAUUGCCUCAGGAGCUCCACCCUCUGUUGUAAAACAGACAAAACUGAAGCAAAGGACAGACAGCAAAGAAAGUCUUAAAUCAUCUCCCAAGACUACCAAAGCCCCAAAGAAAGAAGCAGACGAUGAGGUUUCGGCAACCACAGAGGCAAAGAGUGACUCUGUAAAAGAAGAGAAGAAACUGAAAGAGAAUGAAAAACCCACAAAAAUACUAAAAUCCAAGACUGAUGGACCAGAAAAGAAAAAACUAUUGAAGGAGAAGUCCUUGAAAAAACACUCAAAGGAAUCCAAGAUGGCUGAGAACAAGGAAAAGAAAGAGAUCAAGAAAGUCAAGAAAGAUGACACAGCUAGAAAAGAAGAUAAAAAAGACUCCAAAGUUGAUAAGAAAAAGGACUCGUCCAAACCGGAGUUGAGAAAGAUAACAAAACCUGACCUAAAACCCCUAACACCAGAGGUCAGAAAGACCCUGCACAGGGCAAAAGCGUCAAGUAAACCCAAAACCGACAAAAGCAAAGUCAAAGCGGCCAAGGCAGAGCCUGCUGAACCCAAACCUGAGGAACUAGCAGCAGAUAUCAUUCAGCCUGAGCCACUACAGAAUGGGGCUGAUGAGGGCAUGUCUGCUUCCUCCACUCCAGAGGAUCGUACCAAGUUAAAACAAGAUGAGAUACGAUCAGAGCCACCAGAGAGUGCAGUGGAGAGACCAGCAGAGAAAAGCAUGUCCGGAUCCCCUACCCAGGAGGAGGAAAAAGAACAGGAAACUGUCUCUCAAACUCCACCGGGCACAAAGUCUCCUGAGAAGGGAGCAGCCACAGAAAUGGAAGUUGAGACUGAAUCUCAAAGCAAAGAGGACAAAUUAGCAAAAGAGCAUAAAGAAGGAUUACAAGCACAGGAUGUGGAUAUCUAUGAGGAUGAGGAUGAUGAAGAUGAAGAUGAUGAAGAGGAGGAAAAAGAAGGCCUGAUAGCAGAGAGGAAAACGGUAGAGGAAGAUAUGGGGAUAGGGGAGGAGGAAGAUGAUGCAAAAGAUAACGGACUAGACAGGAAACAUGAGGUGGAGGAAAUGGAGAAAGCUGAAAAGCCCACAGCUGUGGCGGUAACAAAAGAGGAAAGCGGAAAGCCCUCAUCCCAGGAGGAGGAAGAAGAUGAAGAUGUUGUUGAAAAGGCCGAGCUGGAAGAGGUAGAAGACUUAGACGUGAUAGCUGAUGAAGAGGUCAAAGACAAACCUGAAGCAGGAGAGAAAGAAACAUUGGCCAAGAACUGGGAAAGCAAAGCAGUGGAACAGACUGCUGGAGCCAAAGAGGAGGAUGAGGAAGAUGAGGAGGGCUACAUCUCAAAUGUGGGUGGGGCUACAGCUGACAUAGUAUCAACACUGCAAGGAGCUGCUGCAGCCGAGCCUAUCUCAUUCAUUCAAGACGAAACCAUUCCCGGCUACUCCGAAACUGAACAGACCAUCUCUGAUGAGGAGAUUCACGAGGAGGCUGAAGACAGGAUACCACACCUCCAAUACGAAGUGGGCGCAUAUGACAUCUCUGUCCCAGAUCAGACAGGCUCCUUUGACACCAUCCACGGGAUGAAGGAGAUGCAAGCAGCAGCUAUGGCUGAUGUAACAGCCAAAGGUUUCAUUAGUGGACAGGAGCAAGUAUCAGUAUUCACUAACAUCAUGUCUGCUCCCUUGGCUGAGGAGGAACUUGUUUCCUCAGCCACAUCCAUCACAGAGUAUGAUAAAUUGUCUUCCUUCCCUACCUCUAUUGCAGAGGACCAAUUGGUGACUUCCGUCACUACACCUCAGACUGAGGAAACGGACAAAAGCUCACUGCUUCACGAUACUAUUAACAGCGUUCCCCUGGCAAUUCCAACCGAGGCCACACAUGGGAAAGAACACUUCCACUCUGCUGGGACCAUCUCACCAACAUCUUCCUUGGAGGACGACAAGUGCUUGAAGUCACCUCCAUCCGAGGAGUGCCUGCCUGUUGUCUCUGAUGUGAAGACUGAGGAUAAGGUCAUCAAGGCUCACGAUGAAGAGGAAGAAGAUGAAGACCAAACUCCUAACAUUGACAUUUCACUUGGAAAACUCCAGGAGAGCUAUGCCUCUCCUCAAAUGCUCAAGGAUAGAGAAUGGGAUGUGGAAAAGCUCCCCGCCUCUGAGUCUCCUGUCUCCAAACCUGUUCAGGAUUUGAAGCUGGAUCACCCACCAGUUGAGGAGGAGGUACAGCUCUUUAAGUCCAAAGAAGACAUCUCAACGGCAGUGCCUUCAAAACCCCUUUCACCACCACCCUCUUUCUCAAAGCCAUUUAGGUCAGACUCAGUUACUUCGGAAGGUGAAGAGCGAUGCUUCAGUCCAGACGACAGCACUGUGAAAAUGGCCUCUCCCACACAGUCUGGACCUCCCAGUGCAACCCACUCUCCAACUCACUCUCCUCUUCAUCAGUCGCCUGUGGAAGAAAAGACCAAAGGCUUCCCAGGACUGGCGCAUCAAACACAGGAGGACGUUCAAGAUUCAGCCACCAAAACCGAUGAUGAGGAUGCAAAGAAAAAUCGCACGGAAAAGGAAGACAAAGAAGAUAAUCAUGAAGAACUAGAUGCUGACAUCCAGAAAGGAAAUCAACAUGAGUCAGACACACCACCAUCUGGGGAGGAAUCAUUUGAAAAAGACUUGCCGGUUACAAAAGUGGAAGAAAAAGAUGGUCUCUCCGCUUCCAAAGAUGAGAUCCAACAGAAACAGGUGACAGCUCCUCUUGCCUCUGAGUCAGUCACAAGGAAAGACGAAGCGUCCGUAUUAGGAAAGGGAUCUCUGACAGAAGACAUUUCUAGUGGUAAGGCUAUACUGAGACACAGUGAUGAGGAGGAUGAUGAUGACCAUCAACAGAAAGAAUCCAACGUGUGCAGUAAGGCUAAAUUCCCAAAGGAGAAGGAAAGUAGCUUCUUAGAUGAUGACGACGGUGAGGAUGAUGAUGAUACUUCUGAUGUAAAACCCAUAAAACUGGACAUGAAGGAGAAUGAGACUGAAAAACAUGACACACAUGAGGCUGAAACCACCAAGGAAGAGAAGAAAGAAACAGAAACAGUUGGUACUACUGAAGCUGAAACCACCAAAGAAGAGAAGAAAGAAACAGAAACAGUUGGUACUACUGAAGCUGAAACCACUAAGGAAGAGAAAAAAGAAACAGAAACAGUUGGUACUACUGAAGCUGAAACCACAGAGGAAGAGAAGAAAGUAACAGAAACAGUUGGGACUACUGAUGCUGAAACCAUCAAGGACGAGAAGAAACAAACAGAAACAGUUGGUACUACUGAAACUGAACCCAUCAAGGAAGAGAAGAAAGAAACAGAAACAGUUGGUACUACUGAAGCUGAACCCAUCAAGGAAGAGAAGAAAGUAACAGAAACAGUUGGUACUACUGAAGCUGAACCCAUCAAGGAAGAGAAGAAAGAAACAGAAACAGUUGGUACUACUGAAGCUGAACCCAUCAAGGAAGAGAAGAAAGAAACAGAAACAGUUGGUACAACUGAAGCUGAAACCACCAAGGAAGAGAUGAAAGAAACAGAAACAGUUGGGACUACUGAAGCUGAAACCACCGAGGAAGAGAAGAAAGAAACAGAAAAGGUUGGUACUACUGAAGCUGAACCCAUCAAGGAAGAGAAGAAAGUAACAGAAACAGUUGGGACUACUGAUGCUGAAACCAUCAAGGACGAGAAGAAACAAACAGAAACAGUUGGUACUACUGAAACUGAACCCAUCAAGGAAGAGAAGAAAGAAACAGAAACAGUUGGUACUACUGAAGCUGAACCCAUCAAGGAAGAGAAGAAAGUAACAGAAACAGUUGGUACUACUGAAGCUGAACCCAUCAAGGAAGAGAAGAAAGAAACAGAAACAGUUGGUACUACUGAAGCUGAACCCAUCAAGGAAGAGAAGAAAGAAACAGAAACAGUUGGUACUACUGAAGCUGAAACCACAGAGGAAGAGAAGAAAGAAACAGAAACAGUUGGUACAACUGAAGCUGAAACCACCAAGGAAGAGAUGAAAGAAACAGAAACAGUUGGGACUACUGAAGCUGAAACCACCGAGGAAGAGAAGAAAGAAACAGAAAAGGUUGGUACUACUGAAGCUGAACCCAUCAAGGAAGAGAAGAAAGUAACAGAAACAGUUGGGACUACUGAUGCUGAAACCAUCAAGGACGAGAAGAAACAAACAGAAACAGUUGGUACUACUGAAACUGAACCCAUCAAGGAAGAGAAGAAAGAAACAGAAACAGUUGGUACUACUGAAGCUGAACCCAUCAAGGAAGAGAAGAAAGUAACAGAAACAGUUGGUACUACUGAAGCUGAACCCAUCAAGGAAGAGAAGAAAGAAACAGAAACAGUUGGUACUACUGAAGCUGAACCCAUCAAGGAAGAGAAGAAAGUAACAGAAACAGUUGGGACUACCGAAGCUGAAACCAUCAAGGAAGAGAAGAAAGAAACAGAAACAGUUGGUACUACUGAAGCUGAACCCAUCAAGGAAGAGAAGAAAGUAACAGAAACAGUUGGUACUACUGAAGCUGAACCCAUCAAGGAAGAGAAGAAAGUAACAGAAACAGUUGGUACUACUGAAGCUGAACCCAUCAAGGAAGAGAAGAAAGAAACAGAAACAUUUGGUACUACUGAAGCUGAACCCAUCAAGGAAGAGAAGAAAGUAACAGAAACAGUUGGGACUACUGAAGGUGAAACCAUCAAGGAAGAGAAGAAAGAAACAGAAACAGUUGGUACUACUGAAGCUGAACCCAUCAAGGAAGAGAAGAAAGAAACAGUUGGGACUACUGAAGCUGAACCCAUCAAUGAAGAGAAGAAAGAAACAGAAACAGUUGGUACUACUGAAGCUGAACCCAUCAAGGAAGAGAAGAAAGUAACAGAAACAGUUGGUACUACUGAAGCUGAACCCAUCAAGGAAGAGAAGAAAGUAACAGAAACAGUUGGGACUACUGAAGCUGAACCCAUCAAGGAAGAGAAGAAAGAAACAGAAACAGUUGGUACUACUGAAGCUGAACCCAUCAAGGAAGAGAAGAAAGUAACAGAAACAGUUGGUACUACUGAAGCUGAACCCAUCAAGGAAGAGAAGAAAGUAACAGAAACAGUUGGUACUACUGAAGCUGAACCCAUCAAGGAAGAGAAGAAAGUAACAGAAACAGUUGGUACUACUGAAGCUGAACCCAUCAAGGAAGAGAAGAAAGAAACAGAAACAGUUGGUACUACUGAAGCUGAACCCAUCAAGGAAGAGAAGAAAGAAACAGAAACAGUUGGGACUACUGAAGCUGGGACUACUGAAGCUGAAACCAUCAAGGAAGAGAAAAAAGAAACAGAAAAGGUUGGUACUACUGAAGCUGAAACCACAGAGGAAGAGAAGAAAGUAACAGAAACAGUUGGUACUACUGAAGCUGAACCCAUCAAGGAAGAUAAAGAUUUGAAAGUGAAGGAAAAAUAUGAUAUUCAUGAAGCUGAACCCAUCAAGAAAGAUGAAGAUUUGAAAGUGAAGGAAAAAUAUGAUAUUCAUGAAGCUGAACCCAUCAAGAAAGAUGAAGAUUUGAAAGUGAAGGAAAAAGAUGAUAUUCAUGAAGCUGAACCCAUCAAGAAAGAUGAAGAUUUUAAAGUGAAGGAAAAAGAUGAUAUUCAUGAAGCUGAACCCAUCAAGAAAGAUGAAGAUUUUAAAGUGAAGGAAAAAGAUGAUAUGCAUGAAGCUGAACCCAUCAAGGAAGAUAAAGAUUUGAAAGUGAAGGAAAAAUAUGAUAUUCAUGAAGCUGAACCCAUCAAGGAAGAUAAAGAUUUGAAAGUGAAGGAAAAAUAUGAUAUUCAUGAAACUGAACCCAUCAAGGAAGAUAAAGAUUUGAAAGUGAAGGAAAAAUAUGAUAUUCAUGAAGCUGAACCCAUCAAGGAAGAUAAAGAUUUGAAAGUGAAGGAAAAAGGUGAUAUUCAUGAAGCUGAACCCAUCAAGGAAGAUAAAGAUUUGAAAGUGAAGGAAAAAUAUGAUAUUCAUGAAGCAGAACCCAUCAAGGAAGAUAAAGAUUUGAAAGUGAAGGAAAAAUAUGAUAUUCAUGAAGCUGAACCCAUCAAGGAAGAGAAGAAAGAAACAGAAACAGUUGGUACUACUGAAGCUGAACCCAUCAAGGAAGAGAAGAAAGAAACAGAAAAGGUUGGUACUACUGAAGCUGAACCCAUCAAGGAAGAGAAGAAAGAAACAGAAAAGGUUGGUACUACUGAAGCUGAAAAGGAGAAAGAGGAUAUUUGUGGGGCUGAGCUCAUCAAGGAGGAGAAGUGUGAACCUACGAAAGAAGAAAAACAGAAAGAAAUAGAGAGUAUAUUAACUUCUAAAGAUGAGCUAAGCUCUUGUAUCUCUACCUCUAAAGUGGAGACAGCCUCAGUCUCCACCACUACACAACAAAUAGUGCAAGAGAAAGAUACCUUUGUGGCUGAACCCAUGAAAGGUGAGACGAAAGAGAAGGAUGAUACUUGCAAGACUGAUGCCAUCGAGGAGCAAAAGAUUGAGAGAGAAUGUCCUCUUGUGUCUGAACCCAUGAAAGAUGAGACGAAAGAGAAAGAUACUUUUGACACUGAACCGACUAAAGAAGAGUACAGAGAGAAAGAGAAGGGUGAUACAUGCACGGCUGAAUCCACCCAGGGAGACAAUAAAGAAAAUGAUUUGUUUUUUGAGAUUGAAGUCAGUCAGGAAGACAAAAUGGAGAAAGAUGAUACUCAUGUGGCUGAAGUCAGUAAAGAACGGAAGAUGGAAAAUGAGCAAGAAAAAGAUGAUACUAGUGAUUUAGAAGACGUCAAAGAUGAGGAGAGAGAGAAAGAUAGAGAUGAAGCUGACAAAGUCAAAGAUGAGAAGAGCAAGGAAGAGACAGAAAAAUAUGAUUCUCAUGAGAUCGAACCUGCUAAAGAGGAGGAAGAGGAGGUGCCAGAGAAAUAUAUACGAGAGGCCUUACAGCGCACCACACUGACAAGAACAGUAGAGAAACUAGAGGUGACGUCUGCGACAAAGCUUGAGUCUACAUUUCAGGUUCAGUACUCAGACGGAGAUGAGGAUGAGGAGGAAGAGGAAGACGAAUCCAUUUGCAUGGCUGGUGCAGGCUCAAGACCUUUAUCGGUGGAACCUAGACAAUCAGAGCACAACGUCAUGUCUCAACAUCUGCUCUCAACUCAGCCAUCAGAAAAUGUGCUUAGUGACCAAACGAAGGACAGCCACUCUGAACAGACCACUGGGCUUGUGUCUUCAUUACCGAAACGGGAGGCCUCUCCUGAUAAAGACAUCAAAGAGCAGCAUAAAGAUCGACAACAUAGACUCUCCCCUGAACUAGAAAAGGACAACAGGACAACUGAGACCACAUCAAGACCGCAUCUCAGCCAAGAGCCCACCAUUGGUUUCCCUAUCUUGAAAGAGGAGCCAGUCUCUGCUAUCUCUACCACCAAAGAAGAACCAGUCUCAGACUCCAACACUACAGACAGCCAGGCUAUAGGUUCAACACUAUCAAGCACUGACAGCCAGGCUAUAGGUUCAACAAUAUCAAGCACUGACAGCCAGGCUAUGAGUUCCACUCUCUCUAGCACCGAUUGCCAGGCAGGUGUGGAGGAAUCCACCCAGCAUGAAACACUGCUGCCUUCUAUGACAACAAGCAAAGAAGCAUCUAAUACGGAUGUAAAGACAAAGCAUGUUUUUCAAAAAGGAGAGGAGAAACCAGGCAAGGAAGCUGAGAGGGAAUUGGAAACAGAGCGGGAAGUUGCUUCUCCAGGGCACACACACCCUUGUUCAUAUUUUCUCUUGGAUAAAGAUUCUGCUGAGUUUCCGGAGGAAGUGGGCGACAUUGACGCUACAAAAGCAGACAGUGCCUCCGAAAAAGUGGAAGGUUUUGAUAAAAUGACAACAGAGAAGGAGGCUAUCAGUGUGAGCUUGCAAGAACAAAAUCAGGGCUUUGGUAUGUCUAAGUAUGAACCCUAUGAAAAGCACAUUUCAAAAGAACAGGCAUCAGACUAUAAAGAAGACAGUGAGGUUUCUAUAGAGUUUGAUCGGUCAGCACAAAUUGGCAUUGAUGAUAAUAGGAGAGCACGGCAGGCAGAUGCUGCACUCUACUCAGAGGACGAGGAAAAAGAGGAAACGCUGUCAUUCAGCAGAGUUGAUUACACCCCACCCCCUUUCGCAGAGAGCGAGAGAAGCCCCAGUUGCAGCCCAAGUGCCUUCCCUGAACACAAUGACAAAGAGAAAGGUCAAGAGGAAGAGAGUGAUAGGAAGGAGGGACAAGCUAUGCCACAUGUGGAAAACAGAUUUGCAUAUUCAGAGACUCAAGACAACAAAACCACCCCUAAAGCUGAGCCAUGCUCAUUUGCGUUCAGUCUCAAAGAAGAGAAACCUGAAAAAGUUGAGAAAGACGAAAUGAAGGACGAUGCCUGGUCGGCCCCUCAAACAUCUACAGGAGAGACGGACAAGGCUGGAGCAUCUCCCAGUUUAGAGGAGUAUCUGCCGGUCCAGUCAGGCAGAAAGGAAACAGCCUCUCCCUCAUGGGGUCAAUCCAACCACAGUGCCCAAGCUACUGCAAUGCCUUUUGAAGACGUCCCUGAGAAGCAGACAACAGAGAAGGAAAAAGAUGAGCCAGUGAAAGACAAGUUGGAUUCAUCGGACAGUGAGAGAGGAGACUCUCCCUCUGGUCGCUACUCACCAGCGGAGAAAGACAUGUUACCUCAUCAAGCUUCGCCUAAGGAAAAGGACAAUCAGGCUACUGCUGCCCCCCUGGCCGCAUAUUCAGGACAUCUCAUAGACGAUAAUGUUCUUGCGUCGGAGUACACUCAAAUUGGCAGCUCUAUCACCAGUAAAUCUACAAUGGGCUAUUCUGAGAGAGAAGACACUCCGGACAGUGUAGAUAAGAGGCUACUGGUGGUGGGAGAGGAUUAUGAUGAUGAUGAUGAUGAUGAUGAGGAGGAUGGUGAAGAUGAGGAGGAAGAAGAAGAAGAAGCCAGUGAUGUAGAUGUGGAGAAGGGGGCGAGAGAGCAGUCUGAAAAAGAAAUCUGUAAAACUACAUCGGAUGAUACCACGCCUUCUAAACAUCUUGUUACAGAGGAAGAGGACAAGAAGGCCCUCUCACCCGAACCCAGCCUCCUCAAAAAGGAGGAACCUUCCCAUUCAAUUACCAAAAGCAGCCCUCCACUGGCAGAUACUGCAGAUUCCCUUUUGAAGAAUUUAGUUUGUGCCUCGCCACUCCAGUCUGGCAGUUCCACUGCGAUGGAACAAACAGGAUCUGGAGGAUAUCCUUCUGAAUCUUCAGAGUAUUCUGAGGACAGCCAGCUGGGGUUAAAGGGGGAGAGGUUUGACAGUCCUGACCUAUCUCUGCCCACCAAGUCCAGUGAAGAUAAACAUUACAGUCAGGGAGACAUUGAAGCUGAGAGGCACAGAACCCCAGAUACUGCUAGUAGAAAACCGGAGGAAGCUCCUUCGUCUUACCUCCCAUCUGCCUCAGCUUCUCUAUCAACCAGCCACCAGUUUCGAGAGGAGGUAGAGACUCCCGUCACAAUGUCUAGUGCCCCCUACAGGAUAGAUUCUGAGGGUGCUUCCGUCAAGUAUUCUUCUUUCAAAGAUGGAGACUCCUCAGUCAGGCACUCAAUCCUCUCAACCUCAGGGGUAAUGUUAAAGGAGGAGUACCUAGAAGCCUCUGAAAAGCUUACCUCAACAACUACAACUACAUUCAGUCUGAAACAAGUCUCUCCAGUCUUAGCUACUCCAGCCAAAGACACCAUUCAACAAGACACAUCAUCCAGCCCUGAAAUGUACAAGGGUCAGACCUCUGAUACCUUUUAUAAACUUGAGAGCAUUGUUGAAACCAAAACCAUAACGUCGUCUGCCGGGGCUUCAGAACCAUCAACCAUAUCCACUUCAAGGGCUCUCUUUGAUGUUUCCCCAUUGCAAAGAGCUGACUCUCCUGACAGAGAAUCCCAGGGCUCAGCGGGCAGCAAAGAGUCCUACACUUAUGAAAUGGAGGACAGUACUCUUCCAUGCCGCAUUGAAUGCCAGAAAUCUUCAGUGACAGAGCCAAAAGAAGGCAUGCUGUCCAUGACUGAGACACACAUGGUCACCAUCACCUCCAGUACAACCACAACAGUCACCCAAUCUGAUGUGGUGACAAAACCACAGGAGUCAACUGAAGCCUCUUCCAAUGGGCCUACUGAGGUUAGCACGAGUGCCCAAGAAGUCUUCGGUGGAGCUAGCAAAGCCUCUUGUGCCACAACGUCAGAUCUGCCUAAAUCAGAUCUGCCUAAAUCUGAUCUGCCUAAAUCAGAUCUGCCUAAAUCAGAUCAGAAAAAGGAGGAAGAAGAAGAGACAAAGAAUGAGAAAGAUAAGAUGGAAAUGAAAGAUGAGGAGAAGAAGGAGAGCAAGGUAGAGACCCUAAAGGAGGACAAGGAAAUGCCAGAUCAGAAGGAGGAGGAUGAGGAGAAAGAGAUGGAUGAGAAGGAGAAGGAGGAGGAGAAGAAGAAAGACAAGACUGAUGAGGAGAGUGAGAAAGAGAAGGAGAUGAAAGAGGGAGAGAAAGACGAAGUAGAGGAUAAAAAAGCAGAGAAACAGGUAGAGAAGACGGCCGAAAGGAGGAGGAGUAGCUUAUCUGACUGGGAACUCAUACAAGGUCCAGGCCCAAGCUCCCCUCCAGGAGACGACAAGGAAGAAGAUGAGGAAGCGUACGAAACAGAAGAAGCAGAAGAAGCAGAGGAAGAAUAUGGUCAAGAAGAAUGGCUAGCUCCAGGCCAGCCCAUCCGUCUGUCCACAGCAGAACAUGCCCACAAUACGGAGGCAUCUGCAAAAGCGGAUGGAGAAUCCAGUCGUCCCACUGACCUGCAUAUGGAGCCUACCUCCUCAUCCCCCCCUGGCUACUCCUCAUGUGACUACAAACACCGCAAAGGAGAGAUCUCCCCAUCCUUCAUCAACCCCAGUCCACACGCCCUCUCCAGCGAUGAUGACGAAGACGACAAAGAGGGUGAUGAAGAUGACCGCGAGCAACACUCGGUCAAGAGGAGGUCUCACAAGCAAAAGCGACAUCUCACUCAAAUUGGAGCUACUGGAGCUGGAGAGGGGUCGCAACCAGUUUCCAUGCCUCCUGGUGGCAUGGCAACUGGACUCGGGGUGAUGCUAGCUGGAGAGGAGACGCCCCCCACAUCAGUGAGCGACUCAUUAGCGUCACAGUCUGACUCGGACGUACCUCCAGAGACAGAGGAGUGCCCGUCGAUUACAGCAGAAGGAAACCUGGACUCAGACGAAGAUGCAGAACACCUGCCAGUGGAUAAACUAUCUGCCUCCGCCACAGGAGGGGGCCACCAACCCCCCUCGCCCAGAUCAGCUGCGAAGGUCCACGACCCCCCACCUGCCCCUAUGAAGGACCCCCUCCCCCACCCGCCUCACCCUGACGUGUGCAUGGUGGACCCAGAGGCCCUCCCUAACGACCAGAGCAGCACAGAGAAACUUCUCAAGAAGGACCACAAGACCACCAAGAGCCUGCGGAAGGGCCUGGGUAAGCCUAAGUCUGCGUCCCCAGCCCGGAAGGGGAAGAGGUCCAUCACCCCUGUGAAGCAGGCCUCCAAGGACUCCUCGCCUCGAUCAGCCUCUCUGAGGAGGAGGGACACGGAAAGGAGCUCCAGGCUGACGCAGAAGUCCGAGGGCCUGGGAUCCAGGGGGGACCUACACACUCCAGGGAAAGGCCUGGUGAAUGGCGUCAAGAGCAAUUUGGGUAAAAAUAAAGAAUGAUGAUAUGACUCCAUAUUCUGUAGUAGAGGAAACUUAAAAAACUUCAAAGAUGAUAGAAAUGUAAUGCCUUGUAACCUUACAUUUCAAAAAUCAUCCUCAAUGGCUUGAUGACACACACUUCCCCAUUCUAAUUUACCCUUGAUUUACAUAGACAUAGAUGUCUGAGUUUCCCCCCAGUCAAACAGGGGAAAUGUCAUUAGUCAUUCUGAAGUCAUUAGAGACUUCUACAGUUUUACAUUAUGGUCCUCCUCCUCCAGGUACCAACUCCCAGAAAUCUAGUUCAGCCGUCCCCCCUGGGCCUCCAAUCUAUGUGGACCUGGCCUACGUGCCCAACCACUGCAGUGCCAAGAACGUGGACCAGGAGUUCUUCAAGCGGGUGCGUGCUGCGUACUACGUGGUGAGCGGCAACGACCCGGCCGGUGGAGAGCCCAGUCGUGGGGUCCUGGAUGCCCUGCUGGAGGGCAAGGCCACAUGGGGCUCCAAUCUUCAGGUACUCUAUUUCUUUAUCUUAGUCUCUCUCUGUCUGCAUACAUGUGGUCUCUGCUGUUUUUCCACAUUGUUUGUUCAUUUUGUUUGACUUUUCUGUUUGACUUUUCUCCACAUUGUUAGUUAGUUUUGUUUGGACUUUUCUCCACAUUGUUAGUUUGUUUUGUUUGGACUUUUCUCCACAUUGUUAGUUAAUUAUGUUUGAGUUUUCUUCACAUUCUGUUUGACUUUUCUCCACAUUGUUAGUUCAUUUUGUUUACAGGUACUCUAUUUCUUUCUCUUAGUCUCUCUCUCUGUCUGCAUACAUGCGGUCUCUGCUGUUAAGUAAAUGUUGUAACUUUUUUUUCCACAUUGUUAGUUCAUUCUGUUGGACUUUUUUCCACAUUGUUAGUUCAUUUUGUUUGGACUUUUCUCCACAUUGUUAGUUAAUUAUGUUUGACUUUUCUUCACAGUCUGUUUGACUUUUCUCGACAUUGUUAGUUCAUUUUGUUUGACUUAUCUUCACAUUUCCAUUUAGCCUGUGCUUUCUCGCUGCGGAGACAUUCUGCACCACUGCUAAUCUCAGGAUCCAGAGGGAUAUAUUCAGAAUCACUGAUCUGAAUCACUUGUAAAAUGGAAAAUUGCACACUUGGUAGUGUAAACAGAUGCUUGAAAAUGCUUUAGACAAUGUAUGCCAUUGUUUACAGCCACUGAGACGGACAUCAUUAUUUGACCAUUCAGAUUGUAACAUUCACAAUGUAACUGUCAAUGUUGUUCUAGAGUCAUUUGCAUUCUGGCAGUUUUCAUAAUGACGAUGAUGUCCACUGAACAAGGAGUAUUUCUGUCUGUAAUGAAGCCCUUUUGUGGGGAAAAACUCAUUCUGAUUGGCUGGGCCUGGCUCCCCAGUGGGUGGGCCUAUGCCCUCCCAUGCCCACCCAUGGCUGCGCCCCUGCCCAGUCAUGUGAAAUCCAUAGAUUAGGGCCUAAUGCAUUUAUUUCAAUUGACUGAUUUCCUUCUAUGAACUGUAACUCAGUAAAAUCUUUGAAAUUGUUGCAUGUUUUUUCAGUAUUAUUAACAUUUCCUGUUGAGUAUUGCACAAUAUUCCCGGUUGGCAAAACUGGUCGCAAUAACAUCAGUAUGACAUAUUUUGUGACAUCAUGGUCAGGUUGUAUACUGGUUGUAAUAUGACAUUUUGAAAAACAUUAAGCAUCUGGCAAAACACGUCUUAAUCUGGUUGUAAUUUGACCAAAAUGUCUUACAAUUAUUUUCCUGGUUGGUUAUAAUCUGCUUACAUGAUGUAUUCUUACAUUUUAGUCAUUUAGCAGACGCUCUUAUCCAGAGACCAGAAAAAACUGUUCAUGACGUUAUGCUGCCUAAUUUUGACCGGCUGGGCUGAUUGCUUGAUCAAUGUAUUGGUGAAUUUUGACCUGAUACAUGUCCUCUCUCUCUAAAACAUAGGUGACUCUGAUCCCUACUCAUGACACGGCGGUGACGCGGGAUUGGUACCAGCAGACACACGAGAAACAGCAGGACCUGAACAUCAUGGUCCUGGCCAGCAGCAGCACGGUGGUCAUGCAGGACGAGUCCUUCCCUGCCUGCAAGAUUGAGUUCUAA
Messenger RNA from Coregonus sp. 'balchen', 29393 nucleotides. Lineage: Eukaryota; Metazoa; Chordata; Actinopteri; Salmoniformes; Salmonidae. The record is from the annotation of a GenBank genome assembly.